Tarenaya hassleriana is the source of this 3282-nucleotide messenger RNA. RefSeq names its product lysine-specific demethylase JMJ25. The record is from RefSeq and is a predicted model, not a curated record. The transcript has 14 exons. NCBI's taxonomy places the organism in Eukaryota, Viridiplantae, Streptophyta, Magnoliopsida, Brassicales, Cleomaceae. The coding region runs from base 363 to 3011 and encodes 882 amino acids. Gene Ontology annotation, cellular component: chromatin; histone deacetylase complex. Gene Ontology annotation, biological process: regulation of transcription by RNA polymerase II. Gene Ontology annotation, molecular function: histone H3K9 demethylase activity; transcription coregulator activity; chromatin DNA binding.
AAGAAAAUAUUUCAUCAAACAAAAUAUUCAGAUUUUGGAUCGAGGAAUCGUUUUUUCCGUGUCAAGGAUGAGAUUCAAAUCACAGAAUCUGCAUAACAGGGCGUCAGUUUUACAUACCCGUAAAAGAAAAACCACGAAUUUGGGUACCCACGAAAUCGAAGAACCCUAAAAGCGCCAAAAUUCCCAAAUCGAAUCGACAAACCCUAAAUCCACGAACCUGGUCUUGCCGGAAGCUGACGGAGAAGCCAAGACGAAGAGGCAACGCCGGCGAAGCAGAUUCCGUCGUGUUGCGGUCGAAGGUGGCGAUUGAGCCGGUCCAUCGAAUUUCAGAGGACGGGCCGGUUGCUGCGGAGGAGGGCUUGAUGGCCGAAAAAGGGGUGCCGGAAGGGAACUAUGGUGAUGAUGGAAACGCGCCUUCGGGAAGGAUUCGGAGGACAUGUGCCGGGAAAGUCAACUUCGCUGCGUUGUUUAUGCUAGAAGGUGAAGACAUCGACGACGAAGGUAGAAGGAAGCGAAAGGGUCAGAAGCGCAGGUCAAGGAAAACGAAAUCGCCGAUGGAAGGGGGCGACGAGAAAAGGGGUGGUAUUGAAGGUGAAGACGUCAUUGUUAUUGCAGAAGCUGCGAAAGAGGGAGGUGGGAUUGAGAAUGGUCAAGAGAAGCUGGAUGAUGCUGUUAAGGAGAAUACGAAGAAGCAGAGGGUCGAAGAGGAUGGGGACUCUUUAAGGAAUGUUGAUCAGAAGGUUUAUCCUCUUCGUGGUUCCAAAGCUGAGGAGGAUAAGGGAAAAGAGCGCAUUAAGAUCAAUAGACACGACAAGCAGUAUGUUGCUGAAGUAUCAUUGAAUUGCCAUCAAUGUCAAAGGAGCGAUAGAAAAGAGGUUGUCCGCUGCCAGAAGUGUAAGGUGAAGCGGUAUUGCUAUGCAUGCUUAACGGCUUGGUAUCCCCAUUCAUCACAUGAAGAUAUUGCUAAAGCAUGCCCUUUCUGUUGUAAUAAUUGCAAUUGCAAAGCAUGCUUGCGUCUAGAUAUUAACAUUAAAGGGCUUAAGUCUGACAUUGAGGUUAGUAAGGAUGAGAAGAUUCAGUAUUCUAAGUACAUUAUACUGAAGCUUCUUCCAUACCUGAAGGAGAUAAAUGAAGGACAGGUUGCAGAGAUGGAAACUGAGGCUAAGAUAUCAGGGUUGAAGUUUGCAGAGGUGAAACCUGAAACAGCAGAUUGUUUGCCAAAUGAAAGAAUCUACUGCGACAGUUGCAGAACUUCUAUCUUUGAUUUACAUAGGAGUUGCUUGAACUGUUCAUCUGAUCUCUGCUUGACCUGUUGCCGGGAGAUCCGUGAUGGAAAGCUUCAGGCAGGCUUGGAAGAGAUGGCGUGGAAUUAUGUUAAUCGAGGUUUAGGUUAUCUACAUGGAGACAUGGAAAAGACAGAUAAAUCUGGUGAAAAGAUUGAGAUGGCAAACAGCAAAGACGGUGUGAAGCACCCAUCUGGGUGGAAAGCGAACACAGAUGGAAGCAUCUCAUGUCAUUGUGGUGCUAGUGUUUUAAAGUUAAAAUGCAUAUUUGCUGAUGGUUGGGUUUCUGAAUUGCUCAAUGGGGCAGAAAAAAUUGCUGAAACUAGCAAACAUUUGGAUUCACCUAUGUCUUCUAUGGAACGAUGUCCUUGUUUCAACUCUGAAGGUCAUAUUGAAUCAGACAACUCAAACAUGUUAAAGGCUGCUGCUCGAGAAGUUUCAGAUGAUAAUUAUCUAUAUUGUCCAAGUGCAACUGAUGUCCACCAUGAUGAUUUGAGACAUUUUCAGCUUCACUGGGUAAAAGGUGAACCAGUGGUUGUUAGAAAUGUGCUUGAUACUACUUCUGGAUUAAGCUGGGAACCGGAGGUCAUGUGGCGUGCCUUCCGUCAGAUAAAAAACAUCAAGCAUGAUGUACUUUUAGAUGUUACAGCUGUUGACUGUCUUGACUGGUGUGAGGGAUCAAUUAACGUACGUGAAUUCUUUAAUGGUUACAAAGUGGGACGUUAUAACUUCAGGAAUUGGCCACAAGUCCUGAAACUGAAGGACUGGCCUACGUCUAGUUCCUUCCAUCAAACCUUGCCACGUCAUGGUGAGGAGUUCUUGUGCUGUCUGCCGUUUAAACAAUACACUCACCCUGAUAAGGGACCUUUAAAUCUCGCUGUCAAACUGCCAAAAAUUUGCUUGAAGCCAGACAUGGGGCCAAAGACAUACAUUGCGUAUGGAUUUCCUCAAGAACUUGGCCGUGGCGAUUCUGUAACCAAGCUCCACUGCGACAUGUCUGAUGCGGUGAAUGUUUUGACGCACACUUGCGAAGUUACCAUCAAAGAGGAAAAUCUUGAGAAAAUAGAAAAACUGAAACAAAAACAUGCUGAACAAGAUCAGAAAGAACUUGUCUCUUUGAAAGCCAACAUCGACGAAUUUCUUGAGAAGAACGGUCAAGAAGUUGAAAAGCUCGAAUCUGAAGGAGGUGCUCUUUGGGAUAUUUUCCGGAGAGAAGAUGUUCCAAAGUUGGAGAAAUACCUCGAGAAACAUUACAGAGAGUUCAGACAUAUCCAUUGUUGCCCUUUGCCUCAGGUUGUUCACCCAAUUCAUGACCAGACUUUCUAUUUGACGUGGGAGCAUAAGAGGAAGCUCAAAGAAGAAUACGGCAUUGAACCAUGGACAUUUGUUCAGAAGCUUGGAGAUGCUGUUUUGAUUCCGGCUGGUUGCCCCCAUCAAGUGAGAAAUCUGAAGUCAUGCACAAAGGUGGCAGUCGACUUUGUCUCACCCGAAAACGUAGGCGAAUGUUUCCGUUUGACAAAGGAGUUUCGCUUACUUCCACCAAACCACCCCACCAAAGAGGACAAGUUAGAGGUGAAGAAAAUGGUCAUCCACGCAGUCAACCAGGCUCUUAAAGACUUGUAUCUAAAUUCAGAGGAGGAUGACCAAGCCAAAGAGGAGAAGAAAGCUAAUGGGAAAACAAGAGCGGGGAAACGUGGACGCGGCAAGUGCAAGAGGCGUGGCUCUUGAUGAAUAAUGAAGGACUAUCCUCUUUUUUUGUGUGUGUGUGGUAUAGGGAGAAUAUGCACGCCUUCCAUAAGCCUCCUCUCUCCAUAACCAUACUGAAUUAGCUGCAGGUUUUUGUUUAGAAAACAAAGCAAUGGAGCAAAGAUUUCUUAACUUAUUGAGAGGUGUAUUCGUUUGUUUUUAGCACCUAGAAGGUAAGAAAGAUGCAUUCUACUGAAAGAGAAUCUUCUUGGGCUGAUCUCUUCAUUUCAUUGCCUUUUUUUUUCCUCUUUAA